AUAAUAGUGUACUAUUUAAUAGAAGGAUCCCUGAAUAAACAUUAACAUUAUAAUAGAAGGAUCCCUGAAUUUACCUUAUAUGAUAGUGUCCAUAUAAUAUCAAUUUGUUAAUUUUCAAUUUGGUUUAACAUUAAUAUCAAAUUGGAAUUUGCUCUCCUCUUCUUCAUUCUUCCCCCAAAUCAGAACCCUAAUUCCUCCGGCCACCUUCAAUUUCUCCUUUUCUGAAAUUCCGGCCACCGUGUCGUGACAGAUUGGCCUACCAACAAGAACUGGCCCAUAUUCGCAAAUGACUCAGCAGAUAAGCUUUACCGCCUGACCUCUUGGAUUUGCGGCUGCGUAGGUACGAUGACAUCGCUGAUGGUUCCAGAUCCCACGGGCAGCCUCAGAGGUGUGGGAAUUGACCGGCACUGACCGGCGGUCGUAUCGUCCGUUUGCUUCCUCUUUCCGGUCGCUGUGGGCUGGGAAACAACUGGCGUCACCUUCCUCCAUAUUUGUUUCCUAUUGGAGUUCGGAUUACUGUAUGAGAUGGUAAUCAUUAGUUGAGAGAUCCAUUUGGAUUUCCUCACUGCGCAAUUAAUCGAUUGAGCCGGCAACGAGACUGAAGCGGUUGAAGUUGUUUGGGAAAGAUCUGGGUACCUUCUCUUUAAAUGCUCCGCCACUAUGACUAAUUUACAUAUAGCCCGUGCUCCCCAAAGCUUGAAUUGAAACCUCUGAAUAAAAAUUAUCUCGAAGGAUCCCUGAAUAAAAAUUUCUGUCCACUGUUUAAACCCCAUCCCCUUCGCGUCCACAGAGUUGUGAUCAUCCCCAUUCAGGUAAUUUUUCCGUGGAUAAUUUUCUCACGCGAAAGCAAUGACUGCCCUGAUGGCAGUAUUGGAGAUGGAUCUACGUGCUCUCUCUGCAGAAUCUCGCCGCCGGUACCCCGCCGUCAAAGAUGCCGCUGAGCACGCAAUUCUUAAGCUUAGGUCACUGUCGAGCCCAAAUGAAAUUGCGCAAAAUGAGGAUAUUGUAAGGAUAUUUUUGAUGGCUUGUGAGGUUAAGACGGUGAAGUUGAGUGUGUUAGGUUUGUCUUGCCUACAAAAGCUGGUUUCACACGACGCAGUUCCCCCGUCUGCUCUGAAGGAGAUUCUGGCCACGUUAAAAGAUCAUGGUGAAAUGGCAGAUGAUAGCAUCCAGCUAAAGACCCUUCAGACUAUCCUUAUAAUAUUUCAGUCUCAUUUGCUACCUGAUAAUGAGGUAUGGACCACAUUAUUCUUCUCUAUGCUAUUGCAUUCUCUUGUUCACUUAGCACCAAUACAGAGCAAGCAGGAGUCAUACUUCAAUAUAAGAUUUUUCUGAGGAGAACGUGCAGUUCUGCAUGCUGUUGUGGGGAUCUGGAAGUGUAUUUAUGAUCUCAACUCAUCAGUUUUGUCCUGUUCAAAGUCGAUUUUGAAUAUUAUCCUGUUGUUUUUUUCUUUUCAUUCCCUGUUUUAAACUGAUUAUCUCCGUUUGAUCUAAAAAAAGCUAGAUACCGUUUGAUCAGCCCUUGUCGUUUUCUCUGGAUUAAUGGUCUUGCUGGUAACACUUUUAAGUGUAGUUAUUAGCGAAUAAUGUUAUUGUUGCAGCAGUGUUGCUUUCUUUUUUGUUGGGGCUUCUGUUGUCCUGGACCAUUUAACUUUUCAUUUUCCCGUGGUUGAGUUGCAGUCUAAUCUUUAAUCAGAACAUGCUGUACAUUUUCUUGCCUUGAUUUUAUUCCUCCCUUCUAAAUUGUAUUAGAUGAUGCCUGUGUAUUUUCUGGAUGAUGAUUUAUGCGUACGACGAAAUCCCUUUUAUCAUGGAGAAUAUGGCUCAAGCUCUUGGCAUCUGUCUUCGUCUUCUAGAAAGCAAUAAAUCUUCUGAUAGCGUGAGGAACACUGCUGCAGCAACCUUCCGGCAGGCAGUAGCGUUGAUAUUUGAUCACGUGGCUUCUGCUGAGUCACUUCCUUCUGGUAAAGGUGGUUCUGGAGGGUACAUUUCGCGGGCUAAUUCAGUGACUAGUGAUGUUAAUCGGAAUAUAAACCGCCUAGAGGCACUAGACCUGGAUUUUGUCUCUGGAAGCCCAUCUUCAACGAGGGGUACUCUAUCUACUUCUGGAAAGCUCGGACUGCGCUUGCUUGAGGAUCUGACAGCUCUUGCUGCUGGUGGAUCUGGCGUCUGGUUACGAGUUGGCUCAAUACAACGAGCAUUUGCUCUCGACAUCCUUGAGUUUGUCCUCUCCAACCAUGUUGCAUUGUUCAGAAACUUGGUUCCUUAUGAACAGGUUCUACGUCGCCAAAUAUGCUCAUUGCUUAUGACGUCACUUCGAACAAAUUCUGAGCUCGAGGGAGAAGCAGGAGAGCCUUACUUCCGCCGUUUGGUCCUUCGUUCAGUAUCUCAUAUUAUUAGGCUUUACAGUUCAACACUUAUAACAGAAUCAGAGGUAUUCCUUAGCAUGUUGGUGAGAAUUAUAUCUUUGGAUUUACCAUUGUGGCACCGAAUUCUUGUCCUUGAGAUCUUGAGGGGUUUCUGCGUGGAGGUGCGUACGUUACGGAUACUUUUUCAGAAUUUUGACAUGCAUCCUAAAAACACAAAUAUAGUUGAGGAUAUGGUGAAAGCUCUGGCUCGAGUUGUCUCCAAUGUACAGUUUCAGGAGACAUGUGAAGAGAGCCUUGCUGCAGUUGCAGGAAUGUUUAACAGCAAAGCUAAAGGGAUCGAGUGGAGUUUAGACAAUGAUGCAUCAAAUGCUGCUGUCUUGGUUGCAAGCGAAGCCCAUUCGGUAACAUUGGCUAUUGAGGGUUUGCUGGGUGUUGUUUUUACUGUAGCUACUUUGACUGAUGAGGCAGUUGAUGUCGGUGAGAUUGAAUCCCCCAGAUGUGAUUCUGAUCCAUCAGAAAAAUGCACUGGGAAGACUGCGGCUCUUUGUUUGGCAAUGGUUGAUUCUAUGUGGCUGAUCAUCCUUGAUGCUUUGUCCCUGAUCUUAGCAAAGUCACAAGGAGAGGCUAUUGUGUUGGAGAUUCUGAAGGGUUAUCAAGCUUUCACUCAGGCUUGUGGAGUUCUUCGUGCUAUUGAACCAUUGAAUUCCUUUUUGGCUUCCCUUUGCAAGUUUACCAUCAAUAUGCCCAGUGAUGUUGAAAAGAAGAGUGUGGUACAGUCACCUGGAAAGCGGUCUGAAGUGUUGAUUGAUCAGAGGGAAACCAUAGUCCUCACUCCCAAAAACGUGCAGGCAUUACGAACUCUUUUCAAUAUAGCCCAUCGACUGCACAACUUUUUGGGACCUUCAUGGGUUCUGGUACUGGAAACGCUUGCUGCUCUUGACCGGGCGAUUCAUUCACCCCAUGCUUCAACGCAGGAGGUAUCCACUGCUGUACCAAGACUUACAAGAGAUUCUUCUGGUUCUGGUCAAUAUAGUGACUUCCAUAUUCUAUCUUCGCUGAAUUCGCAGCUGUUUGAGAGCUCUGCUCUGAUGACUGUGCCUGCUGUGAAAUCGCUUAUAUCUGCUUUGCGUCAAUUGUCACAUCAAUACAUGACUGCUACUUCUGGUAGCUUGAGUCAAGCAUCCAAUCAAAAGCUGGGUAGCAUUGGGUUCGCAGUGGAGAGAUUGCUUACAAUUUUAGUCAACAAUCUUCACCGAGUGGAGCCAUUGUGGGAUGACAUUGUAGGCCAUUUCCUCGAGCUUGCUGAUAGCUCUAGCCAGCAUUUACGCAAUAUGGCAUUGGAUGCUUUGGAUAAAUCAAUCUGUGCUGUUCUAGGUUCUGAUCUCUUUCAAGGGCGCAAUGUUGUGGAAAACCGUGCUGUUGCCAUAAAUAUGCAGCCAAAGUCAAUGGACUUGAGGUCUCUGGAGUGUUCUGCCAUUGCUCCCUUAGAUGCUCUUUAUUCCACCUCACAAAGUUUUGAUGUCCGUGCUGGGUCUCUAAGGAUUCUUCUUCAUGUUUUAGAAAGGCAUGGGGAGAAGCUGUGCUAUAGCUGGCCAAACAUUCUUGAAACUUUGAGGUCCGUUGCUCUCGCCCUAGAAAAGGAUCUGGUUGCCUUGGGAUUCCAGAGUCUUCGUGUGAUUAUGAACGACGGUCUCUCAUCCAUACCGGCUGACUGCCUCCAUGUAUGCAUUGAUGUAACGGGAGCCUUCAGUGCGCAAUUGACUGAGUUGAAUAUAAGUUUGACAGCUAUUGGUCUGCUAUGGACAUCCACCGAUUUUAUCGUCAAGGGAGCUUCAUAUGGGCAUCAGAUGGAAACAGAAACUAAAGCAGAUGAAAGAAACAGUGAUAGGAUGUCACACUCAGUUAAUUCUUCCAUUGCUUUAUCUGAUGAAGAGUUAACCCUAAGGUCCCUAACUGUUGAUCGCGAUACAUUGCUAUUAUCUGUCUUCUCGCUGCUUCAAAAGCUGGGUGCUGAUGAAAGGCCAGAGGUUAGAAAUGCUGCUGUGAGGACACUUUUCCAAAUCCUUGGAAGUCACGGGCAGAAGCUUUCAGAAAGUAUGUGGGAAAAUUGUCUCUGGAAUUAUGUUUUUCCAACAUUAGACCGUGUUUCCCACAUGGCUGCAACAUCGUCUAGGGAUGAAUGGCAGGGGAAAGAACUUGGAACUAAAGGAGGAAAAGCUGUCCAUAUGCUCAUACAUCAUAGUCGUAACACGGCUCAAAAACAAUGGGAUGAAACUCUUGUCCUGGUGCUUGGUGGAAUAGCUCGGAUUUUACGAUCCUUCUUUCCAUUUCUGUGGGAAAUAAAAAACUUUCAGUCUGGAUGGGAGUCAUUGCUUGUUUUAGUCGAGAAUAGCAUUUUAAAUGGUAGCAAAGAGGUUGCUUUAGCAGCAAUAAAUUGCUUACAAACAACAGUAGUUUCCCAUUCUCCAAAGGGAAACUUUCCAAUUUCAUACCUUAGAUCGGUAAUUGAUGUCUACGUGCUUGUUCUCCAAAAAUCCCCCAACUGCAGUGAUAAUGCUUCAAGCAGGAUCAAACAAGAGAUUUUGAAUGGUUUAGGAGAGUUAUACGUGCAAGCGCGAGGGAUGUUCGACAGUGACAUGUAUAGACAGUUACUCUCUGUCCUGGAUGCUGCAAUCAAAGGAGCCAAUAAUAACUUUGAGGCCGAAUAUGCCAAUGUUCCACCUGUUCAGCGUACUGCACUUGAGAUCCUCCCACUUCUACGUCCUGCAGAAAACCUUUCUUCCAUGUGGUCACUUCUCUUUGAAAAACUACUGGAGUAUCUUCCAAGAUCUGAUGCUGUCAUAGGAAACAAUGGGGAUGAGUUGGAGUCAGCUGAUGGUACUAAAAAUAUGAGCAACGUACCUAAUGGGAAUGCUUCAACAUCACAGAAGAAGGGUUCUCAAAAUCUUGACUCAGUUAGCAUCUCCGGCCAUUUGUUUACAGAAAAGCUUGUUCCUGUGUUGGUGAAUCUUUUCUUACAAGCUCCUACUGUGGAAAAGUGUUGUAUUCUUCCGAAUCUCAUUCAAGCUCUGGGAAGGUGUAUGGUUACGAGAAGCGAUAACCCUGAAGGCUCACUUUGGAGAUUGGCCGUUGAAGGCUUGAAUCAAAUUCUUGUUCAUGAUGUGACCAAAGUUACUGCAGACACAGGCAUAGAUCUUCCCAGAGCAUCUAGAAUUCAUAUCUGGAAAGAAGUAGCUGAUGUCUAUGAAAUCUUUUUGGUUGGCCAUUGUGGGCGUGCCCUUCCUUCCAGUGCUCUCACUCCAUCUGUGCUUAAGGCUGAUGAGUCCUUAGAGAUGAAUAUUUUAGACGUUUUGGCAGACAAGAUUCUUAAAUGUCAGAAUGAUGCACCUCUUGACAUUUUACAGCGACUAGUGUCUACUUUAGACCGAUGUGCAUCACGUACCUGUUCUUUGCCUGUUGAAACUGUUGAGCUUAUGCCUUCAUACUGCAGCCGUUUCUCUUUGGCUUGCUUGCAGAAGUUAUUUUCUUUAAGCAAUUAUACUCGUGGAUCCGCAGACUGGAAUCCUUUUAGAUCUGAUCUGAGCAAAGUAUCAAUUGUGAUUCUACUGUCAAGAUGUGAAUUUAUAUUGAAGAAGUUUUUGACGGAUGAAAAUGAUUUAGGUGAUCGUCCAUUGCCUCUUGCUAGAGUGGAAGAAAUCAUUUUUGUGCUUCAGGAGUUAGCACGUCUUGUGAUUCAUUCAGAUACAGCAUCUGCCCUUCCUUUGCGUCAUAUGCUGAAGGAAGGGCUCUCAGAGGAAAAUGGAGGACGUACACAUUUGCUUGUGCUUUUCCCCUCUUUCUGUGAGCUUGUUGUAUCAAGAGAAGCUAGAGUGCGGGAGUUGGUACAAGUAGUACUUAGACUUAUUGCUGCUGAACUAGGUCUGGAGAAGCUCAAGUUAGAAGUUGAUCUGUGGAAGAGAGCUAACUGCCACAACAGGGCCUGUGUUUGA
This is a messenger RNA of Oldenlandia corymbosa var. corymbosa, 6358 nucleotides long. Lineage: Eukaryota; Viridiplantae; Streptophyta; Magnoliopsida; Gentianales; Rubiaceae. The record is from the annotation of a GenBank genome assembly.